Molecule: messenger RNA, 447 nt
Organism: Annulohypoxylon truncatum
Lineage: Eukaryota; Fungi; Ascomycota; Sordariomycetes; Xylariales; Hypoxylaceae
Exons: 1
Coding region: 1-447 (148 amino acids)
Source: RefSeq, a predicted model, not a curated record
AUGUUAAGAACUGAUGAGCUGCUCCUCAAGGCGCGCCAGCGCGUCUCAAAAACAACAUACAAGCUCGUAAACAAGGAGACAGGCUGCUACGGCGUUGCAGAGCGCUCCACACCCGGUAGCCGGCCGAAUAUAACAAUCCACCACAACGUGCGAUGUGAGUGUGUCGACAUACAUCUAAAACACAUAGCAAAACACGCUCACGUCACGUUUAGAAGAAAAGGUAUCAAGAAAGGGCGGCGAGAUGACCUGACCAUGGCUAUAAAGCUGCGUCUCCCGGAUGUAGGUUUUAGGGUGAAGAUACCGAUAUCGAGGAAGCGAAUUAACCCUGUAGAUGUGGAUGAGACGCCCCGAAGGGUUGUCGAGGAGACGCCGCGAGGGCAAUUGCUUGUUGAGAUGUGGGAUACACCCGAGGCUUGGUGUAAUAGGACGAUAUGGAAGGAUUGGUGA